Phragmites australis (common reed) is the source of this 916-nucleotide messenger RNA. RefSeq lists its product as uncharacterized. The transcript has 5 exons. NCBI's taxonomy places the organism in Eukaryota, Viridiplantae, Streptophyta, Magnoliopsida, Poales, Poaceae. Gene Ontology annotation, molecular function: ubiquitin protein ligase activity. The record is from RefSeq and is a predicted model, not a curated record. Bases 118 to 696 code for a protein of 192 amino acids.
ACCGAUACCUCGCCGCGUGGCCGGGCAAAAUGCACCCAGUCGGCCAGUCGGCGACGACUUGACUGGGGACAAGGCGGGCAGCGCAAGCGCGUGCGUGUGUAGGAGGGGAAGAGAGAGAUGAGCUCCUCCUCGUCGGCGUCGCCCGUGCCGCCGGAGGACGACGUCUGCUCGGUGUGCCACGACCACUUCCGGAUCCCAUGCCAGGCCAACUGCUCCCAUUGGUUCUGUGGAGAGUGCAUCAUCCGCGUUUGGCAUCAUGGGCCUGCUGUACAGGCUUGCAAGUGUCCCAUUUGUCGUCGCCUUAUAAAUCUGCUGGUACCUGCUGAAUUAUCAGAGCAGGAGGUGAAUGAUCCACCAGUUCAACGUGUUUUAGGAGAGAUUCAGCACUAUAACUGCAUAUUUGGCGUAGAACCACGCAGUCUGACUCAGAGGUUGCAAGACAUGCCCUUUUUCAUCCGAAGACUGUUCAGAGAACUAAUGGAUCCCCAGCGGACUCUCCCACUUGUCUUCAGGGCGCGGAUGAUGACGAUGGUUGCAUUGAGUGCAAUUUAUGUCCUGAGUCCUGUGGACUUUCUUCCCGAGAGUGUGUUGGGGCUGUUUGGAUUCGUUGAUGACCUGCUCCUUCUGUUGAUCGUGUUCCUCCACCUCGCUGCUGUUUACCGGUCAUUGCUUCUAUACCGCCAUGGAGGGCAAUAAAAGUUUGCAUUGCGAGGUCUCAAGACACCAUAAUUUGAUUCGUACUGUGAGUAGAUGACAAUUUGAAGACGGGCUUAGCUUGUCUCUGUUUGCAUUCUGAUACGCCUGUUUCUUGAGACUAACACGGCCAACUUCUGUUUGUUUCAUUUUGUACAAUUGUAUAUGUAUUACUUUUUUUUUUUUGGAUUCGAUAUCGAAAAUUGACUUGGCCUGGACGAAA